AACCGUUGGUGAAUAACAAGCUAGUUUAGAAAAGAAAAAUCGAUAAACUAUUUUUUAUAUUAUUUAUAUUAUUACUUUCAUUGAUAUUUAAUCUUUGAGAACUUGUUAUGGAUGCUGUGUUUGACAUUAUUGUUGAAUCUUUUACUGUUGAAAUGAAGACAUCUAAGAAUAAUGAUUACUUAAAAUUCAACCAAAAUGACUCUAAUCAAUAUACCUUCCAGAGUUUGUGUCGUACUUUCAGCGGCAGUCGUUUGAAUAAUACGUGUAGUACUACUGCUGGUGGUAGUAGUAGUGCUACUUGAUGUACUACUGCUACUUGUUAUAGUACUUGUGGUAGUAGUAGUAGUAUUAGUGGUACUUGUAGUACUGCUACUACUUGUAGUUGUACUGCUGCUGGUGGUGGUAGUGGUAGUUAUACUACUGCUACUUGUGGUACUGCUAGUCGUAGUGCUACUCGUGGUACUGGUUGUAGUAGUGGUAGUGCUACUAGUGGUGGUGGUAGUACUACUUGUUGUACUGCUACUGCUUGUAGUCUUACUCGUGGUAGUAGUUGUAGUGCUAGUUGUGGUACUGCUGCUGCUCGUAGUAGUAGUGGUGGUGGUGGUGGUCGGUAUUGCUGA
Messenger RNA from Adineta steineri, 620 nucleotides. The record is from the annotation of a GenBank genome assembly. Lineage: Eukaryota; Metazoa; Rotifera; Eurotatoria; Adinetida; Adinetidae.